Magallana angulata is the source of this 350-nucleotide messenger RNA. RefSeq lists its product as uncharacterized. Gene Ontology annotation, molecular function: protein binding. NCBI's taxonomy places the organism in Eukaryota, Metazoa, Mollusca, Bivalvia, Ostreida, Ostreidae. The coding region runs from base 20 to 322 and encodes 100 amino acids. The record is from RefSeq and is a predicted model, not a curated record. The transcript is spliced from 3 exons.
UGGUUUUUCCGAUACAAAUAUGACAAGAAUCUGCUAUUUGUUGAUGAGCUUCGCUCUUCUUGUGGCGGUAACUGCACACGCAACUCCACAACAAGUGGUGACUAGAUACAACAAUUACAAGGCGAUAUGCAAUGGAAUGGGUUAUGAAAAUGUGCGCUGCAAAGAUCCAAUUGCUUUCCAAUCUUCACUUACAAAGCAAUUGGAAAACAUGAAGAACCAAGAGACUGUGAUCUUUGAUAAAGUUUCAUUAAACGAAGGAAACGCUUACGACAAUAACUAUUUACAGCACCGUUGGACGGGAUAUAUUCCUUUACGUGGAUAACGUUAACAAAAAGUGGAAAAUAUUUCCU